Coregonus sp. 'balchen' is the source of this 27601-nucleotide messenger RNA. NCBI's taxonomy places the organism in Eukaryota, Metazoa, Chordata, Actinopteri, Salmoniformes, Salmonidae. The record is from the annotation of a GenBank genome assembly.
GGCCAGCCUGGUCUUCUUGGUUAUCAGGGCCCCCAGGGGCCUCCAGGACAUCUAGGGGAGCCAGGAGUCCAGGGAGUCCAGGGAGAGAAGGGCGACCGGGGCAGAGGAGGCUUCAUCGGCCCCAAGGGUGCUGUGGUGAGGAACACUGACUGGAGAAUUAUUCUCUAGAGAUCUCAGACACUGGCCUAGUAUUGUCCACUCAUCAAGUGUUGGUAUGGACUUAUAUACAGUAAGUGUUUUUCCUUUCUCCGCAGGGGAUGACUGGUGUUCCUGGGUUUUCCGGGUCGGACGGUAUUCCUGUAAGUGGGAUUGAGAUGUUGCUCUCCAAAAACACAUAAAUAACAGACACACACGCCAAAAAAAACAUCUGUUGUUGCUUUGUUUAUACUUUAAGAAAUCUUUAUACAACGUGUACUGAUGUUGUUAAGGGUCUGUCAUUAACUCCUCCAUGUCAUCAUCCAGGGCCACCCAGGACAGGCUGGGCCUCGUGGAACACCUGGAGCAGACGGGUGCAACGGAACACACGGAGACUCAGGGUUGGCAGGGCAACCAGGCUACGAUGGCCAGCCCGGGUAUAAAGUAUGUAUGAUCCCAGUUGAUGUCACCAGAGAUGUUUGUGGAGACAGAAUCAAGGUUUCCACCUUGUAGCCUGAGACAUUGAAUAACUUCCUUUCCUUCCUUUUUUCUCUUUUAAUUGUCUACCCAUCCCCCUCUCUCUCCGUCUCUCUCCACAGGGUCAGGCGGGCAGGAAGGGCCAGAAGGGAGACACUCUGGAGCUGAGUGUGUUCAUGGAGCGCUUCAGGGUGAGAGGAGAGGGCUGGAGGACUGUGGGAUAGACUUGAUAUAGUAUUACAUACAGUAGUAUCACCUCAGAGCGCUGUAUGACCUCUGUGUCCAUAGUACAGGCUGUUUUAAAUGGUACAUCAUGCCAGUUGGGCCAGUAACCGAAAGGUCGCUGGUUAAAAUACCCUAGCCGAUAAGGUGAAAAAUCAGUCGAUGUGCACUUGAGCAAGGCACUUAACCCUAAUUUGCUCCAGGGGCGCCGUACUACUAUGGCUAACCCUGUAAAACAGAACAUUUCACUGCACCUAUCCGGUGUAUGUGACAGCUUUUCGCGUGGCGCCGACUGGUAAGACGCUUCAGGAGGGUGGUCACGUGUGCUAGCAAGGCAGAGGUCCCGAGUUCGGGCCAGGUAUGGGACGAAUCGGGAGGAAAUGGUACUCGCUAAGCAAGCAGUGUGAUGUCGUUUACUGUGGUGCCGUGAUCCGGAUCUACAGUUGCGCUCAGCUCAACGCUGGAGUCGCUGUUGAGUAAGUUUGAGGGGUGAUUGUAGCACAUGAGGAUGUGUGCAACUUACUCCUCAGCCUGAAGUGUCCCCACUUGCUCCAGAGAAUAGCUAGAUUUCCGUGUGGCGCCAACUGGUAAGACGCUUCAGGAGGGUGGUCACGUGUGCUAGCAAGGCAGAGGUCCUGAGUUCGGGCCAGGUAUGGGACGAAUCAGGAGGAAGUGGUACUCGCUAAGCAAGCAGCGUGACGUCCUUUACACACACAUAUGAUGUACUCUUGUACUCUACAAACAAACAACCUCUUCUCUCUGUGUGACUUUUCUACAGGGAGAUUCAGGGCAGCCUGGAUAUCCUGGAAUAGUUGUGAGUAUGGCGCCGCCGCCUUUCCCUGUCACUUAAAAGUUCUGGUACAAGAUAGCCAGCAUAUUAUACUAUUGAUAUACUACAUAUUAUAAAUGGAAUUGCGCUCUGACAUUCUCUCAUUGUCAAUCCUCCCUUCUCUCUCUCAGGGUCCUCAGGGUUACCCAGGUCGGUCUGGCUACAGAGGACUCCCAGGACCACAGGUUAGCAGUGUGUGUGUGUGUGUGUGUGUGUGUGUGUGUGUGUGUGUGUGUGUGUGCGCGCAUGCGAAUGCGUUGCUGUACCUUAUACCGUAUAUACACUUCUGUGACAUACAGUACUAGAUACCUAAUCAUUCUUCUGGUUUGUCUCAGGGCCCACCAGGGUUUCCUGGCCUUCCUGGGCCAAAGGUAAGAUCCUAACAUGCACCAGCUAAUUGGGAAUAUGUUUAAUCUCUCGUACAAAAUACAUGGCUAGUGAAUGAGAUAAACGUAAUUCUAAGGAUGUGUUUUAACCUGGUGUGUUUUCUGCUCAGGGCACCAUGACCAAAGUGUUGAAGGGGGUCAAAGGAGAAGUUGUGAGUAGCUACAGGCACUUUUAUUAGAUUUUUUAUUUAGUUUUUACUGCCCAGCACUACAAAAAAGUAUGAUUUGUCAAUGAUGUCCUCAUCUCUGCUGCAAUUUUAUCACUGCACUUCCCUCUCUGGCCACAGGGUGACGCUGGAGAGCCUGGUCCUCAAGGGAAUUCCACCCAUUCCCAGACACGCCCAUUUACUGGACCCAAUGUCAGUACAGCUCCACACUCCACUUUAAUAUGUUCAAAAACAUACAAUUAAUAUGGAUGUUUUCCCAGUGAUUUUGAUUGUGUGUUGACUGAAUCACUCUAAUGCAGUUCUGCUCUGACUCCUCCAGGGGAGAAAGGGUGAGAAAGGGUUAAAAGGUGAUACUGGUCCUGAGGUAAGUGACCUCUCUUCUCCUGUGGUCUUUAUUUUACAUUUACAUUUAAGUCAUUUAGCAGAUGCUCUUAUCCAGAGCGACUUACAAAUUGGUGCAUUCAACUUUUUUUUUUUUUAUGGGGGGGACACCAUGCACCAUCCUAACAUGUGUAGUCACAAUGGGACAUGUUAGCGCUGUAGAUUAUUGUUGACUAACUCAUCUCUUUUACCUGUUUCUUAUCAGGCUGACAACAAAGGAGAGACUGGUGUUAUGGGGAUGCCUGGGCAACGGGUUAGUAUCAUACAAACAUUAUACAUACAUUAUACUGUAUGCAUUGCUCAUAAACUAUUAUAAAUACAGAUGAAUCUGCCCUAUUGAUCCUGUCAUUGCUUGUGACAUACUGACCUGUUUAAUGUUUAUGUGUGUUCUUUCAGGGAGUCCCUGGUCGGGAUGGAGAGCAAGGACUGAGGGUAAGUGUGUGUAGCCAAACAAUGCCAACACCUCUAUAUAGCAGUGGAGGCUGCUGAGGGGAGGACUGCUCAUAAUAAUGGCUGGAAUGGAGUAAAUGGAAUGGUAUCAAACAUUGAUACCAUUCCAUUCACUCCAUUCCAGCCAUAACACACCGUUCCAGCCAUUAUUAUGAGCCGUCCUCCCCUCAGCAGCCUCCACUGAAAUAAUUACACUAGAAUGUUUUGGUGUUUGCAUAGGUUUGUAUGGACCAAUAGAGGUGUUGCAGUUGCAUCUUCUGUCCUCUUGGUGGUGCUGUUGAACACUUUGUCUAACUAGCCCCCUUCACUCGCCCCUUCAACUCCCUCUCUAUUCAUUCUCUCUCUCUCUCUCUCUCUCUCUCUCUCUCUCUCUCUCUCUCUCUCUCUCUCUCCUCUCUCUCUCUCUCUCUUCUCUCCUCGCUCUCUCUCUCUCUCCUCUCUCUCUCUCUUUCCCCUCUCUCUCUCUUCCCCCCCCUCUCUUCCCUUCUCUCUCUCUCUCUCUCUCUCUCUCUCUUCCUAUCUCUCUCUCUCCAGGGGGACCUGGGAGAACCAGGACUGAGGGGCAGAGAUGGUGAAAAGGUGAUCCUAUCAGAGCUUUGAGAGACACUAGUCCAUUCUAAACUUUCAUUCAUAUCCUUACACACAUAUAGUAGGUUUUAACAGAUUGGUGUUGUGGCUUUUAGGGUGCCAGAGGAGAACCAGGAGAGCUGAUCUAUUAUGAUGGUCCCUCAGGAGGGCGGGACAGAGGUAUGAUUAACCAAUCGACUCAUCAAUCACUUUUCUAUCACCGUGUCAAUCUUCAUUCCAGCCAAUCAGCUACACUCUCAACAAGUCUAUCAAUAUACAGUAUUGUCUUACUCCAGGUAGUCAACCUUUCAUUGAAUAUGAUGUUGAACAUUAAAAGCAAUCUGUUGAGUUUUUAUAUUAUGUUUCACACUGUUAUAUUGUUAUAACACUGAUUGUUAUAUAGAUAUUGAUUUGUGUCCAUUUUGGGGUUGGGGUGGGUGGUGUAGUUGGUCCCCCUGGUCCUCCUGGACAGCUGGGUCCCCAGGGCCAGAGGGGUCUGCAGGGGGAGAAAGGUCUUCCAGGCCGCGCUGGACCUCCUGCUAGGAAGGAUCAUGAUCAACAACAAGGUCAGUACCAAACCCUCACUUAUCCAGUCAGUGGUCCGUAGUGUUACCUAGCUAGUAGAUUUGUCUACUGUACUUGCUAUAAUGUUAUAAUAACAAUUAAAACUCUAUUGUUAACAAGUCUUAAAACAAGAUGAUGUAUGUCGUAGUUGUGUUUUGUGUUUUUCAAACGUUUGAUUUCCUCAGUAAUCAUUCAUCCUCUCCUAUGUCCCUCAUCAUGUGGUCCUCUGUAGCUCAGCUGGUAGAGCACGGCGCUUGUAACGCCAAGGUAGUGGGUUCGAUCCCCGGGACCACCCAUACACAAAAAUGUAUGCACACAUAACUGUAAGUCGCUUUGGAUAAAAGCGUCUGCUAAAUGGCAUAUUAUUAUUAUUAUCAUCUAUGUUCCAACAGUGCUGGAUCUGUGGGGUCCGUUCGGAGAGCCAGGGGUAAAGGGAGAGAUGGGCGCACCUGGAGAGCUUGGUAUCCCUGCCCUCAGCCCCGGACCCCCAGGUAUCAACGGCCUGCCUGGGCUCAGGGGCCCACCUGGACCACCAGGAUCAUGUGAGUGUGGACAUGAAACAGAUUCAUUUUGAUAUUUUAUUAAAAUGUUAUAUAGGAUGAUAUUUAAAGUAACUGUCCAGUGUUUCCAGAUUUCUAUGAAAGAUGACAUAUCAUUAAUUACAAUAUGAGUGAAAUAGUUGUCCUUCCAAAAUGUUUUUAAUUAAGUAUGUUAAAAAGUACAUUACUUUAAAUUUGGUGAAUCUCUUAUACAAUGGGUUAAAGUUAUUUACAGCAACCCCAGAUGUACAAUUGUAAAUAAUGGUUACUUCUCAGAAAGUAUUGAGCUUUUAAAGAGGAGUAAAACAAGGCUGUCCGUUGUCUCCAUAUCUAUUUAUUAUGGUCAUUGAAAUGCUAGCUAUUAAAAUUAGAUCCAACAAGAACAUCAAGGGGUUAGACAUCCAGGGGAUAAAAACAAGUGUCAUUGUAUGCCGAUGACUCAAGUUUUUCUUAAAUCCGCAAUCUGGAUCCCUGCACAGUCUCAUUGAAGCUCUUGAUCACUUUUCUAGCCUCUCUGGACUAAAACCUAAUUAUGACAAGUGUACCAUAUUACGUAUCGGAUAGUUAAAAGACACAGUGUUUACACUACCUUGUAGUUUACCAAUACAAUGGGUGGAUGGUGAAGUAGACAUACUUGGCAUUCACAUCUAAAAAUAUAUAAAUGAACUUACCACAAUCAAUUUCAAUAGAAAGUUUGCAAAAAUAGAUAAGAUUCUGCAACCAUGGAAAGGUAAAUACUUGUCUAUUUAUGGAAAAAUCACAUUGAUUAACUCUUUGGUCUUAUCACAGUUUACUUACUUACUAAUGGCACUGCCUACUCCAGAUGACUCGUUUUUUAAGUCAUAUGAGCAACAAAAAAUAUAUAUAUAUAUUUGGAAUGCUAAGCCAGACAAAAUUAAAUGUGCCUAUUUAUAUAAUGAAUAUGAGUUUGGGUGGCUAAAAUUAUUAAAUAUUAAAGCUUUAAACCUCUCACUAAAAGCUUCACUCAUACAUAAGUUAUACUUAAACCCCAAAUGGUUCUCCAGUAGAUUAUUAAGAAAGGCUCAUCCUUUGUUCAAAAAUGGCCUUUUUGCCUUUAUACAGAUUACAACUUCUCAUUUCUGACUAAUUGAAAAUGAAAUUUUGUUUAAAGUAUCGCCUUUUCGUAAACAAGCCAUACAAGCUGGUUAUAAUUUCAGUUUUAUCCUCCAGAAAGAUAGAACAAAUACUACAACAAAUGUUAUGGUUAAACUGAAAUAUACUGAUUAAUAGAAAACCAUUCUUUAUUGUUUUUCUUUUUACAAUUGGUAUCAUAUUUAUUAAUGAUAUUAUGACUAGAAACGGUGGAGUUAUGUCACAUAUGCAGCUAUCGAAAAUAUAUGGGAAUAUCUGCUCAAUCCAAAUUUACAACCAACUGAUUGCAGCAUUACCACAAAAAUGGUAAGUGGAAAAGGGAGAAGGUAGGGAACUUGUUUGCCUGCCAUAUAUUAAAGAUACAAAUUGGCUGAAAGGAUUUGGUAUAAAUAGAAAAAUAUACCAGUUUCAUUUGAGGACAAAAAUGUUGACAGCUGCGCCAUAGAGGUUGCACAAUAAAUGGGAAGAGAUUUUCGAUGUACCGAUUACAUGGCACAUGGUUUAUGAACUGGUACAAAAAACAACACUUGAUUCAACACUUUGAGUUUUUCAAUUUAAAUUAUUAUAUACAAUUCUUGCCACCAACAGAAUGCUAUAUAUAUGGGGCAUACCACAAUCUCAGCUCUGUAGAUUUUGCUGCGAAGAGACAGAAUCACUAGAUCAUUUAUUCUGGUAUUGCCCCUAUGUAGCUUGUUUCUGGUCACAGGUCCAGCAAUGGUUAAAAAAUCACAACAUUCACUUAAAAUUAACCUUACAAAUAGCAGUGUUGGGCGAUUUGGAAAGCCAUAUUCAGUCAAUAAAUAAUAUAAUAAUACUCAUAAGAAAGGUUUUCAUCUUUAGCUCACAAUCUGUGGAUACUAUACGAUUAGAAAGGUUCAAAAUGUAUAAAAUAUAUGGCACAUGGAAACCAAAUGAGGGUGGUCUAUGGUGAUAGGUGGGAUGGGCUGAGAGUGGCUGAGGGGUGGGAUUAAAGAGUUUAUGUUUGGUAAUGUAUUAUUGUAAUGUGACUGCUUUAUAUAAAAGUACCAUGUAUGUAAAAUGUGUAUGUAAAAUGUAUGAAUAUGUAGCAGAAAAGCUGUAAAAAAAUAUAUAUAUAUUUGUCCUCUGAAGAGGGGGGUAGUGGAUGGGUUAAUCAUUUUAAAAAAGAUUUUAAAAAAAGUAGCUUUCCUGUGUUUGAAUGGUGUGGGCAUACACCGACAACAGAAAGGUGUGGGCGUACACCGACAACAGAAUGGUGUGGGCGUACACCGACAACAGAAAGGUGUGGGCGUACACCAACACCAGAAAGGUGUGGGCGUACACCAACACCAGAAAGGUGUGGGCGUACACCAACACCAGAAAGGUGUGGGCGUACACCAACAACAGAAAGGUGUGGGCGUACACCAACAACAGAAAGGUGUGGGCGUACACCAACAACAGAAAGGUGUGGGCGUACACCAACAACAGAAAGGUGUGGGCGUACACCAACACCAGAAAGGUGUGGGCGUACACCAACAACAGAAUGGUGGGGGCGUACACCAACACCAGAAAGGUGUGGGCGUACACCAACACCAGAAAGGUGUGGGCGUACACCAACACCAGAAAGGUGUGGGCGUACACCAACAACAGAAUGGUGUGGGCGUACACCAACAACAGAAAGGUGUGGGCGUACACCAACACCAGAAAGGUGUGGGCGUACACCAACAACAGAAAGGUGUGGGUGUACACCAACACCAGAAAGGUGUGGGCGUACACCAACACCAGAAAGGUGUGGGCGUACACCAACAACAGAAUGGUGUGGGCGUACACCAACAACAGAAUGGUGUGGGCGUACACCAACAACAGAAUGGUGUGGGUGUAUACCAGUAAAUCAAAAAUAUUAAUGAGAGUAGAUCGCUGAUUGGCUAGCUCAGCCAAUGAGCCGACAUCUUGUUCUAUGAGGAAAUAGCAAGCUUUUUCUAAACGGUCUGUUUGAGAUACAUGUUUGAGGUGGCGUUUCUAAGUGUUUUUUUCCCCUCCAAUUUAUGCUUUGGCCACAAAUACAAGUAUAGUCAAAAAAAUUAUUUGGGAGUUAACAGAAUAUUAACUUUUAAAAGUAAGAUUUUUACUGGACAGUUACUUUAAGGAUUGUUGUGGGGUGUGAGUGUAUGUCUCAACAUGUGUUUGUGUGCUUUUCUGUGUCUAAAUAUCUGCAGGGGCGGACUUCUACAAGGGAUUUGCAGGGCCGAGAGGGCGGCCAGGCUCUGCGGGAAGAAAAGGACUGAAAGGUGUGUGUACACAACAUAAUGUACAUUUUUGCAGUAUGAUCACACGUUAUGUGGUACAGUAUAGCUGACCGGAAUGCGUGUGUUUUAGGUGAUCACGGGUUGUGCGAGUGCAACAUUGUCCACUCCCCGCCGGGCCUGCCCGGCCCUGCUGGUAGCCAAGGCGACCCUGGAAUGAGUGGCGAGGUUGGUCAGCAGGGAGAGUCAGGAGAGCCAGGACCCUCAGGUGUCAUCGGACUGCCUGUAAGAACAACUAACACCACCUUAUCUUGACAACAUCUACCUCACAACAAACAUGCACUCACUCACACACCCACACAGACAGACAUACGCACACAAACACAAACACAAACAUACACAUAUACAUUAAUGCUACACACACAUCACAACUGCUGCUACCAGACUCUUAUUAUUAUUGCUAAAUAAUGUACAAUUUAAACACUUGCCCCCCAAUCCCCCCUUUCCCAAAACACGUGUAAAUAUUGGACUAUAAAUUGUAUUUUUUUUAUAUACUGAUGCUAAAAUGUUUAUUCUAUUCUACUGAGCCAUUUACUUUAUGUUCGUAUUCUUCUUUUUUAUUAUUUCUUGUUGUCGAGAAGGUAGCUGCAAGUAAGCAUUUCGUUGGACGGUGUAUACCAUGUGUAUCCCGUACAUACAACUAAUAAAACUUGAAACUUACAAUAGGGCAACAUUCAUCAUAAACACCAUUGUCUCUUAACUUGUCCAUCAACUUAUCUCUCACUGGCUUCCUAAUCCCUUACUCUAUGCCCCCCUCUCUCCCUCGUCCUCAGGGGUUCCCUGGUGCCACAGGACAACCGGGUCCAAAGGGCAGGAAGGGCGAGUUCACUCAGGCCAAAGAGAAAGGUGGAGUAUUCUUAUUCACUUUCUUUUCACACACUUGUACACCCUUUAUACAGUGGUGAGUGUGAGACACCAUUAUGCAUGUAAGUCACUGGAGGUUGGUAGAACCUUAAUUGGUAAUGACUGGAGCGGUAUCGGUGGAACGGUAUCAAAUACAUCAAACACAUGGUUUCUAUGGGUUUGAUGCCAUUCCAUUCACUCCGUUCCAGCCAUUAUUAUGAGCCGUUCUCCCCUCAGCAGCCUCCACUGAUGUAAGUGUAUGUGUAAACUAGUGUGUUUGUGUGUGAACUCUACAGGAUAUGCCGGUGACUCAGGAGACCCAGGUGCAACAGGUGACCCAGGAUUGCAGGGCUUCCCUGGGCCCAGUGGGAUCAAUGGAUUCCCUGGGAGUCGUGGUCCUUCAGUAAGAACCCGCUACACUCAUCAAAAGAAACGCGCUACCUAGAACCUAAAAGGGUUCUUCGGCUGACCCCAUAGGAGAACCCUUUGAAUAAUCAUUUUUGGUUCCAGGUAGAACCUUUUUGGUUCCAGGUAGAACCCUUUGCACAGAGGGUUAUACCUGGAACCAAAAAGGGUGCUCCUAUGGGGACAGCCGAAGAACCCUUUUGGAACCCUUUUUUCUGAGUGUACAGUCUCUCUUUCCCACCUCAUAGUGUCACCACUUACGUUCAGAUAUACUGCAUAUACUGUAUAUAACCUAUUCAAACAUUAUAAGCACUAGAUAUCUACUUGAUUUUGUUCUUGAUAAAACUGUUUAAGCCAAUGCAGGUGUGUAGAUCUUUAGCAUAACACUGAGGGAUAUGUUCUCUGUUCUAGGGGGAUGCACCUGCUGGGCUCACUGGAGAAAAAGGUUAUCCGGGCCGGCCGGGUCUGCCUGGGUUGUUGGGACAGAUGGGAGAACCAGGACGCGUUCUAGGUGCGACUAAAGGGGUCCGAGGGUUGCAAGGCGAUGAUGGGGAGCGAGGUCAAGCUGGUAUCGAAGGUCGAGCUGGAGAUCCAGGUGUGUUGGGAAAAGAGGAAGUCUCGCGGCUCUUCCUCCCCCGCGCUCUUCCGCCUCCUCCCUCCGCUCCUCUUCUCCCUAUUUCUUUCCCUCUCCGCUCAUCGUCGGGAGCCCGGAGCGAUCAUGGCGCUCGGGCUUAGCGGCAUGCCGUGACUCACGCGGCCCCCCCGACUUUGCAAAUCACAUCAAAAUGACUCUUCUCCAAUUCUCUAAUCUCGUCAGCUCACCCCCGGCUCAUCUUCUCCGGAGGAAAAUUCUAUCCCUCGCUUUCCACAAUAAAUAUGAAAUCUCCCCAAGGAGCAUUCCAAAAGAGGUGACUUUUCUCUAUCUCUUCCCCUUUUCUCAAACCCCACUCUCUCAUCUUCCCCCCCGGCCUUCCAAUCCCUGCUCACAUCUCUUACCGCAAUCUCUGACUCCUCUCUUUCCCCCCCUCUCUUCUCUCUCCUCAUCUUGCCAAUCCACUUGACUCCUUCCAAUCUGCCUCCCCCCGCUCUUCCAAGCACUCUGACUAGCAUCUCUUCUCUCUAUCUUCUCACUGUAUCUUUCCCAAUCACUGACUCACCUCUUUCUCUCCUCUUCUCUCUCUCUCUCUACUUCGCUUUGCUCUCUCUAGAUCUCAGCUCUCCUCUCUUGGGGAAUCCGCUAACUGACUCGCUCCCCUCCCAAACGCGGCGCUGCUCUAGCUCUAACCGAAUCACUCUGACCAUCUCUCUCAUCUCUUCAAAUCUAUUUUCCUCUCAAGAUCUUACCCUCUUUGCCCCUCGGGUUUGCUUUAAUCAGGAUCUCUCUCCUGCCUUUAUUCAUCCCCCUCUCUCUCCCUCUCUCUCGCUUUCCAAUCCUCUACUCCUCUCUCUCUCUCUCCUCUCUCUCCCUCUCUUUCCCAAUACUAACUUUCUCUCCCCCCUUCCCCCCCCUCCUCCUCCCUUUCCCCUUCCCCCUUUCCCUCUCCCCCCCCCCCCCCCCCCCCUCUCCUUCCCUCCUCCCUUUUUUCUCUCCCCUACUUUCCCAAACACCGACCCUUUCUCCUCUCUUUCUUCUCUCUCUCUCUCUCUCCCCUCUCUUCUCUUCUCCCCUCCUUCCCUAUCUAUCCUUUUCCCCCUCCUCUCUCCUCCUCUCUCUCUCUCUCCUCUCCCCCCCUCUUUCCCAAUCACUCUGACUUUCUCUCCUCUCCUCCUUUUCCCUCCUCUACCCUUCUCUCUCUCCCCUUUUCUUCUCUUCUUUUCUCUUCUCUUUCCUCCUCCUCCCCUCCCCUUUUCUUUUCUCUCCCUUCCCUUUUUUUUUUUUCCCCCCCCCCCCCCCCCAAAACCCCCCCCCCCCCCCCCCUUUUUUUCCCCCUUUUCCCCCCCCCCUUUUAAUUUUUUUUUUUUUUUUUUUUUUUUCCCCCCUUUGUUUUUUUUUUUUUUUCCUUUUUUUCUUCUUUCUUAAAAAAAAAAAAAACCCCCCCCCCCCAAAGGGGGGAAAAAAAAAAGUUUAAAAAGGGAAAAAACCCCAAAAAAAACCCCCCCCCCCCCCCUUUUUAAAAAAAAAAGAAAAAAAAAGGGCCCCCCCUGGGAAAAAAAAAGAAAAGAAAAAAAAAGGGGGGGGGGGGUUUUUUUUUUGGGGGGGGGGGCCCAAAACAAAAACCCUUUUUCAAAAAAAAAGGGGGGGGGGGAAAAAAAACCCCACGAACUGAGUAAUCAUCUCUCUCUAUCGACACGUACUAGUAUAUCUCAUAAAAAACAUCCCUGAAUGACUUAAAUAAUCUACUAUAUUAUUACUAAUAUAAUAGACUCUUUUUUCUCUCUCUCUUUACUCCCACCCAAUAUCUGACUCUCUUCUCUUCAUCCUCCUCUCUCUACCAUAUCGUCUUACUACUUACAAUCACUCUACUCUAUCUCUCUCUCUCUCUCUCUUAUCUCUCAUCUCUCUCCCUACAAAUCUCUUUCCCAAUCACUCUGACUCUUCUCUCUCUACUAUCUCUUUCCAAUAUACGACAUUAUUCAUAUCUCUUCUUUUUUAUCUCUCUGCUCAUUUGCAAUCACUUCUCUCUCUCUCUCUCUUCUCUCUCUCUCUCUUCUCUCUCCUCUCUCUCUCUCUUCUCUCUCUCUCUCUCUCUCUCUAUCUUCUCUCUCUCUCUCUCUCUCUCUCUCUCUCUCUCUCUCUCUCUUUCCCAAUCACUCUGACUCAUUCUCUCUCUCUCUCUCUCUCUUUCUCUCUCUCUCUCUCUCUGUCUCUGUCUCUGUCUCUGUCUCUGUCUCUGUCUCUGUCUCUGUCUCUGUCUCUCUCUCUCUCCCCUUUUAUCUCUCUCUCCACUUCCGCUAUUUGUGGGGACAACAGAAAGACUAGUUGUAGUUGUACACUCCAAGGCUUUGUAAUGAAUGGGGGUGUGCGAGAAAUUAUACUUCCACUUUCUUCUUUCCUCACCUCUCUCCCCAGACGAGCCCAGUUGCAGUCCAUCUGCAUCCCUCAAACCAGCCACAGCAGUACUUGUUUGAGAUCAUGCUUUAAAAAUUUUCCAACACUUAUUUCAAAUGCCUCUCUUUUUCUUUCUAUCUCUUUCUCAUUGCCAUUGAAAGGAGUGUCUGGCUGUAGUCCGAGAGGAGAUGGAGAACAGAAUGACAUCACAGGUAGCUGGACUAACAGCAUUUUAAUCAAGUUACUCUACUUCACGAUUGGUGUUUUGCUUCCAUAGCCUUUGUGUCUUGGGUUAGCUUACAGUCACUGUGUAUAGAGUUAGAGUUUUUUACUGGUGUAUUAGUAACUGUUUUUUCCCCUCAUAGUCUCAUCUUCGGUUAGUUGGCUAAUAUGUAUGUUAUUUAAUUUUUGCUAUGCUCUGAUUCACAAUCCACACUGACCAUUCUUAUAGUAAUUGUUGAUACAAUUGUUAUUUUUUUACUCAGGCGAUUGUGAUGCCUUACCCGGACCACCCGGUAUGCCAGGACCACCAGGACCCCACGGGUUAGAGGGUUUCCCAGGUAACGUUUCCUGAAGGUUCCUUUUAAGCUUUUAGAAUGCAAAACAGAAAAUGUGUCAUAUGCUCUGUCUUUUCCUGUCAAGAACCAAAUUGAUGUCUAGCUUCCUGCAUGUUCUUUUGUCUGUGCUUCAGGUCUCCCAGGUCAGAAAGGAACAACAGGUCCACUUGGAGAUGAGGGGGCCAAAGGAGAGAUAGGAGAGCAAGGCAGAGGAGGGUCACCUGGAUAUCCAGGUGAUCAUUUUGCUGCUUUAACUGUUAUACUAGUCUAUGGCUGUGUUUACAAUGGCGAAAGAGCUGAUCUGAUUGGUCAAAAGACCAAUUACUGGAAAAAAUGAUCAGAAUUAGGCUGCCUGUGUAAACGCAGCCUUUUUGCGCUAGUUACAGACACUUAUACCAUGGCAUUGUUGAAUACUCAUUUCUGAUUGGCUUGAAGGGCAUUAUAAAGCAUGCUUUAUACACAUAGCAUCACAGCAGAUCACAGGUACAUUUACUCCCACUUGUAAUGGAUGCACUUGUACAAUAGGCCUAGGGACCGAUUCAGACUUAGAACAUUUACGUGUUUCCUUUCCUACGCACUUCUCAGUAUUUGGUAUUCAGACUUACCUUAUUCAGUCACAUAACACGCUCUGCAGGUGUGGCUACCUUGCGAACCCGUUUGCUGGCCAACAGAUUUUCUUAUGGAGUUUUCAUUCAAUAGGGUUUUCAGUACAUUUAUCUUAAGCCAUCCCUUUAAAUACGGUGUACCUUUUAGUUAGAAUUUUGUAGACAGACUACAAUAUAUCGAGAGAACAGGUUCAGAAUAUUAGGGAUCAGUGAAAGAAAGACAUCUAAAUAUAUUCAUAUUCGUCUCUGUUUCAGCACCAAUUGGUACAUUUUAAAAUACUCUGAUCUUGUAGAUUAUUUAGGGUUAGGAAAGUAUUUAUUAAUCAUAAAAAACAGGUUUGGAGACACUUUAUGCAGAAGAUAUAUUGAUGAAUAAAAAAUACAGUGGUUUGAUUCAUCCUGAAAGUUGCCAUAUUCAGUUCUUCAACCCAUGGUAAUGUUGGAAGAUUAGUGUAGAUAUAAUUAUAAUAGGGAGAAUAGUGUAAAUGAGUAGGCUAUACCCUUGUCUAUCGGGUUGAAACUGUUACAGCUUGGUCUGCGCUCCGCUCCGUAACGAUUUCAUUAGCGUACAUGUCUUUUUUAUAUAGAUUAUCAGCUGUUACUAAUGAUUCUUAGCAACAACCGCAUUUCAUAUAUACAAUGUAUAUAGUAUGUAUAAGCAUGAAGUAGAGGCCUAAGCAUUGUUGUUCACUAGUUUACUCCAAUUAGGGAAGGGAUGGUGGGGUUGGAAAGUAAUAAAGGGAAAUAUUUUUUUUUUGAAAGGAUGUGUAUGUAUAUAUAUAUAUGUAUGUAUAUGCGUAUAUGUAUGUAUGUGUAUGGAUGUCUAUGUACACUGCUCAAAAAAAUAAAGGGAACACUUAAACAACACAAUGUAACUCCAAGUCAAUCACACUUCUGUGAAAUCAAACUAUCCACUUAGGAAGCAACACUGAUUGACAAUACAUUUCACAUGCUGUUGUGCAAAUGGAAUAGACAACAGGUGGAAAUUAUAGGCAAUUAGCAAGACACCCCCAAUAAAGAAGUGGUUCUGCAGGUGGUGACCACAGACCACUUCUCAGUUCCUAUGCUUCCUGGCUGAUGUUUUGGUCACUUUUGAAUGCUGGCGGUGCUUUCACUCUAGUGGUAGCAUGAGACGGAGUCUACAACACACACAAGUGGCACAGGUAGUGCAGCUCAUCCAGGAUGGCACAUCAAUGCGAGCUGUGGCAAGAAGGUUUGCUGUGUCUGUCAGCGUAGUGUCCAGAGCAUGGAGGCGCUACCAGGAGACAGCCCAGUACAUCAGGAGACGUGGAGGAGGCCGUAGGAGGGCAACAACCCAGCAACAGGACCGCUACCUCCGCCUUUGUGCAAGGAGGAGCAGGAGGAGCACUGCCAGAGCCCUACAAAAUGACCUCCAGCAGGCCACAAAUGUGCAUGUGUCUGCUCAAACGGACAGAAACAGACUCCAUGAGGGUGGUAUGAGGGCCCGACGUCCACAGGUGUGGGUUGUGCUUUCAGCCCAACACCGUGCAGGACGUUUGGCAUUUGCCAGAGAACACCAAGAUUGGCAAAUUCGCCACUGGCGCCCUGUGCUCUUCACAGAUGAAAGCAGGUUCACACUGAGCACAUGUGACAAACGUGACAGAGUCUGGAGACGCCGUGGAGAACGUUCUGCUGCCUGCAACAUCCUCCAGCAUGACCGGUUUGGUGGUGGGUCAGUCUUGGUGUGGGGUGGCAUUUCUUUGGGGGGCCGCACAGCCCUCCAUGUGCUCGCCAGAGGUAGCCUGACUGCCAUUUGGUACCGAGAUGAGAUCCUCAGACCCCUUGUGAGACCAUAUGCUGGUGCGGUUGGCCCUGGGUUCCUCCUAAUGCAAGACAAUGCUAGACCUUAUGUGGCUGGAGUGUGUCAGCAGUUCCUGCAAGAGGAAGGCAUUGAUGCUAUGGACUGGCCCGCCCAUUCCCCAGACCUGAAUCCAAUUGAGCACAUCUGGGACAUCAUGUCUCGCUCCAUCCACCAACGCCACGUUGCACCACAGACUGUCCAGGAGUUGGCGGAUGCUUUAGUACAGGUCUGGGAGGAGAUCCCUCAGGAGACCAUCCGCCACCUCAUCAGAAGCAUGCCCAGGCGUUGUAGGGAGGUCAUACAGGCAUGUGGAGGCCACACACACUACUGAGCCUCAUUUUGACUUGUUUUAAGGACAUUACAUCAAAGUUGGAUCAGCCUGUAGUGUGGUUUUCCACUUUAAUUUUGAGGGUGACUCCAAAUCCAGACCUCCAUGGGUUGAUAAAUUUGAUUUCUAUUGAUCAUUUUUGUGUGAUUUUGUUGUCAGCACAUUCAACUAUGUAAAGAAAAAAGUAUUUAAUAAGAUUAUUUAAUUCAUUCAGAUCUAUGAUGUGUUGUUUAAGUGUUCCCUUUAUUUUUUUGAGCAGUGUAUAUAUAUAUAUAUAUAUAUAUAUAUAUAUAUAUAUAUAUAUAUAUAUGCGAGAGAAAAAAAACAUAUGGGGGAUUGAAUGUGAUGCAAUUACAUUGAUGGAAGUUACAAUCUAUCUGCAAUAAAAAAAAAAUUAUUAUUAUUUUUUUUUUUACGCAUUUCAUAAACCUUACUGUGGGAAAGUUGAUAUGUUGAUAUGCUUCAGUUUGCUGCCAAAUGACUGGUUUCACAUUUUUCUAGCAAUUAUAAGGUCAAAUAGAUCUAAAACAAGUGUAAUUUAUAUUUACAAUUCCCUUAUCCAAAUGGAUUACUCAUUUACCUAGCUCUUAUCAAUAGCUCUUAUCAAGUUGUAAAUUACAGUGCAUGGAUAAUGGUGUUAUUUCUAUUGGAAAAAAGUACACCUUAUUCAUGGUUUCCUCGCGCGUAAAGAUGGUGGAAUUAUUACGGAAUUAAGUCAAGGUCAGAAUAUCUGUAGACACAACUCCACCACACCUUCAUUUAUUCUAUCACCACCCCAAACGAAUAGCUGAUGAAUAGCAUGCCAUUCUCAUGCUUAAGUUCAAGGUCAGAAUAUGCAUAGAGAGAAAAGUGCAUAAAAAGGGAAUUAUGUUCCAUUUACACACACUUAACUCGGGUCGGAAUCCCCCCCUAGUGCUUUAAUACUGAUGGUCUGGUCCUCUCUCCCAGGUUUUAUCGGCCCCCGUGGAGACCUGGGUCAGCCCGGCUCAAAGGGUAAUCCUGGAACCCAAGGUCUCCCAGGUCAACAAGGUCGGAACGGGGAGCCAGGAGAGAAGGGACCUCACGGGGAGAUCUGGGGCGCGUCGACUGGACAACCUGGAGAAGUGGGUCUUCCUGGAGAGCAGGGACCAAAAGGAUUCAGCGGAGAACCUGGAAACGAGGGCUACCCAGGUGGGUACUAAUACAAUAACUUACCAGCGUACUGCAGGAUGAAAAACUACAAUUUCUCCACCUUUUCAAGAGUGGUUAUGUACAGUGCAUUCAGAAAGUAUUCAGACCCCUUCCCGUUUUCAACAUUUUGUUACAUUACAGCCUUAUUCUAAAAUUGAUCAAAUUGUAUUUUCCCCUCAUGCAUCUACACACAAUACCCCUUUUUUUUGUGCAAAUGUAUUAAAAAUAAAAAACAGAAAUACCUUAUUUAAGUAUUCAGACCCUUUGCUAAGAGACUCAAAAUUGAGCUCAGGUGCAUCCGGUUUCCAUUGAUCAUCCUUGAGAUGUUUCUACAACUUGAUUGGAGUCCACCUGUGGUAAAUUCAAUUGAUUGCACAUGAUUUGGAAAGGCACACACCUGUCUAUAUAAGGUCCCACAGUUGACAGUGCAGGUUUGCAGGUCCCCAAGAACACAGUGGCCUCCACCAUUCUUAAAUGGAAGAAGUUUGGAACCACCAAGACUCUUCCUAGAGCUGCCUGCCCAGCCAAACUGAGCAAUCGGGGGAGAAGGGCCUUGGUCAGGGAGGUGACCAAGAACCCGAUGGUCACACUAACAGAGCUCCAGAGUUCCUCUGUGGAGAUGGGAGAACCUUCCAGAAGGACAACCAUCUCUGCAGCACUCAACCAAACAGGCCUUUAUGGUAGAGUGGCCAGAAGGAAGCCACUCCUCAGUAAAAGGCACAUGACAACCCGCUUGGAGUUUGCCAAAAGGCACCUAAAGGACUCUCAGACCAUGAGAAACAAGAUUCUCUGGUCUGAUGAAACCAAGAUUGAACUAUUUGGCCUGAAUGCCAAGCGUCUCGUCUGGAGGAAAACUGGCACCAUCCUUACGGUGAAGCAUGGUGGUGGCAGCAUCAUGCUGUGGGGAUGUUUUUCAGCGGCAGGGACGGAGACUAGUCAGGAUCGAGGGAAAGAUGAAUGGAGCAAAGUACAGAGAGAUCCUUGAUGAAAACCUGCUCCAGAGCGCUCAGGACCUCAGACUGGGGCGAAGGUUUACCUUCCAACAGGACAACAACCCAAAGCACACAGCCAAGACAACGCAGGAGUGGCUUCGGGACAAGUCUCUGAAUGCCUUUGAGUCGCCCAGCCAGAGCCCGGACUUGAACCCGAUCAAACAUCUCUGGAGAGGCCUGAAAAUAGCUGUGCAGCGACGCUCCCCAUCCAACCUGACAGAGCUUGAGAGGAUCUGCAGAGAAGAAUGGGAGAAACUCCCCAAUACAGGUGUGCCAAGCUUGUAGCGUCAUACCCAAGAAGACUCGAGGCUGUAAUCGCUGCCAAAGGUGCUUCAACAAAGCACUGAGUAAAGGGUCUGAAUACUUAUGUAAAUGUGAUAUUUCCUAGUUUUUUAUUAUACAUUUGCAAAAAAUUCUAAAAACGUGUUUUUGCUUUGUCAGUAUGGGGUACUGUGUGUAGAUUGAUGAGGGGGGAAAAACAAUGAAAUCCAUUUUAGAAUAAGUCUGUAACGUAAUAAAAUGUGGAAAAAGUCAAGGGGUCUGAAUACUUUCCGAAUGCACUGUAUAGUUAUUGUAAUGGCCUCUCUCUGCCCCUCUCUCUCAGGGAUGGGUGGCAUGCCUGGGAUGAUUGGGUUCAAGGGCGACGUGGGUCCUUCAGGUCUGCAGGGGGAGAAAGGAAGACCGGGAGCUGCUGGGAUGUACGGCUGGCCAGGUGUACCCGGACAGGCUGGUGUCCCUGGACCAACAGGAAGCACUGGACAACCAGGUCAGACACACAACUGACUAACUUUUCUUUCUUAACUUGUUUCUGUUUGCUUUGAAGAUGAAGAACCUAAUACACUGUGUAUGUGUCUCUUCCAGGUUUGAGCGGAGACAGGGGUGAUCAGGGGGAUCCUGGCACCCCAGGGCCAAUAGGACUGAAGGGGACACCGGGGGAGUUUGGUAGUCUGGGUGCUGAGGGAAACACCGGAGAGCAGGGUGACCCCGGAGUGCCAGGACCUACAGGACACUCUGGUCUGCCAGGGUUCAAGGGUAACUUAUUAUACACAGUGGAGUCAUGUUCUGUCCAAUGUUCUGAUCACAUUCCACAUGUCAUUUUCUGAUGAAUAGUUGAUAUGAGGAUGUAAUGUCACCCUAGAGUUUUGCAGUGAGGAAUGAUGAAAUACACUGAGUAUACAAAACAUUAGGAACACCUGCUCUUUCCAUGACAUAGACUGACCAGGUGAAUACAGGUGAAAGCUAUGAUCCCUUAUUGAUGUCACCUAUUAAAUCCACUUCAAUUAGUGUAGAUGAAGGGGAGGAGACAGGUUAAAGAAGGAUUUUUAAACCUUGAUACACUUGAGACAUGGAUUGUGUAUGUGUGCCAUUCAUAGGGUGAAUGGGCAAAACAAAAUAUUUAAGUGCCUUUGAACGGGGUAUGGUAGUAGGUGCCAGGGGCACCAGUUUCAGUGUGUCAAGAACUGCAACGCUGCUGGGGUUUUCACGCUCAACAGUUUCCCGUGUGUUUCAAGAAUGGUCCACCACCCAAAGAAUAUCCAGCUAACUUGACACAACUGUGGGAAGCAUUGGAGUCAACAUGGGCCAACAUUGUAGAGUCUAUGCCCCAACAAAUUUAGGCUGUUCUGAGGUCAAAAGGUGGUGCAACUCAAUAUUAGGAAGGUGUUCUUAAUGUUUGGUAUAUUCAGUGUAUAUCAUAACCAGAUGCUGCUGUGAGGACAUUCCUCCUGACCUGUGAUGUCACUUCCUGUUCCAGGUAUCAAAGGUUCUCGUGGCAUGUCAGGGUUUGGAGGACAGCCCGGUGAGUCGGGCCUGAAGGGCUUCUCUGGACAGAAAGGAGAGACUGGCAUUCCCGGCGAAUUUGGACAGAAAGGAAACAUGGGCUACUAUGGUUCAAAGGGUGAGACUGAACAGCUGUUAGAAUUGUGUGUGUUUCUGUGCUCCACUGCUCUCUUUCCCUGUCCCUCGCUUUCUCUUUAGAUCCUUCUAUCUGAUUUGACACUCACUCUCACCCCCGCUGUCUCCUAGGUGACCGUGGUCUGAGGGGUCCAACUGGCGAGAAGCCCCACAUCCCUCGUCAGAUCAUCAAAGACAUGAAGGGGACAAAGGGAGAAGAUGGAAUCCCAGGGCAGAUCGGAUUCACUGGACCCAGAGGUGAGUAGGGAUAUUCAGGCUUCAUGUCCUCCCAAUCCCCCUCUCUUCUUUAUUCACAUACUGUCCUCCUCAGCCUCCUUUUCAUUUAUCUCAUUCUGAUCCCCUCUUUACCUUCCCUCUCACUCUUCUACAGGUCCUAAAGGUUUUCCCGGUGUUCCGGGAAUGGAGGGUUACCACGGCGUUCCCGGAGACCCCAGCGAUGAGAAGGGUUUCCCAGGCAACCCAGGAGCGCAGGGACUUCCGGGGCCAAAAGGAAUGCCGGGUCCAACCGGAUCAAACGGAAUCAGUGGCUUUCCCGGGAUGUCUGGUCACAGGGUGAGACCAUGUUGUCUGGUUUCCAUUGUGUCUCUGCUGCAGCCAGCACCUGUAGUUAUCAUGCUAAACAUGUUCAACAACCAGGUUAGAACAGACUCUCUGUCCGAUCUAAUGCUGUAUCUCUAUAGCACUAUUGGGUGAUCUGAAAAGUCAUAGUCAAUCGAUCAAUAAUGUAAUAAUACUUUUAGCAAAAAUGUUUAUUUUAAAUUUACAAUCUGUAGAAACAAUGAGAACUUUUGUGAAACAUCACAGUACAGUUGAGAAAUAUAUGGCAAGUAGAAAUCCAAUAUGGAUGGUGUUAAGAGAUAGAUGGGAGGGGUUGAAUGGAGCUGGUUGGGGCUAAUAACAACAAAAUAACUAAUGUAAAACAUACUGUGUCCAUAAUAAGUAUAUAGGUUGAGAACUUUUGUGAAAGAGCACAGUUUAGGGGAUAUGGCAUGUAGAGGCAAACCAGAUGGACAUCAUGAAAAUGAUCAGAGAAGUUGAGGGUAGAGGAAAAUUGGUUGUGUCCAUACAAUGUAUAUAGUAUGUAUAAGCUGGAAGUAGAGGCCUAAGCAUUGUUAUUCACUAGUUUACUCCAAUUAGGGGAGGGGUGGUGGGGUUCGAAAGUAAUAAAGGAAAAUAACAUUUUAAAAAGGGUAUAUAUAUGUAUGUAUGUAUGUAUGUGUAUGUAUGUGUAUGUAUAUAUAAUUUAUAUAGAUAUAUAUAUAUAUAUUUGCGAGAAAAAAACAUAUGGGGGAUUGGAAGUGAUGCAGACAAUUACAUUGAUGGAAAUUACAAUCUAUCUACAAUAUUAACGCUGAUCUACCCCCCCCCAAAAAAAUUUGCAAAUAAAUGCUGUAUCUCUAUGUGUGUGUUUUUCAGGGGGAUAAAGGUAACCCCGGUGCCUACGGAUCCUCAGGAGAUCCAGGAGUGAAGGGUGUCAAAGGUAUGACGCCCCCUGUCUGUCCCAAAACUCAUGGAUAAGUACAGUACCGUAGACGCCAGUAGUCAUCCAAACUCCACUUUCCAGCAGUUUCAACUCAGUUAAAUCUUGUCUUGUUAAGCACUUGGACUUGAAGCAAAAGUCCCAGGCCUAUUUAACAGUUCCACAGAAGAAAGAAUGAGUCGUAAAAGGUACUCGCUGAAAUACGUGUCACUGUUUCCUUUUCCAGGUGAGGGGGGUGACGUAAUCGACAUGCCCGGAUCCACAGGACUGAGGGGGGAGGAUGGUUUCCCUGGGGUUUCAGGUGAGUCACUCAUUGAGGCUGGCUUCCUUCAUUUGCACUAGGAACCACAGAUGUUGUAUCUUUAUUUGAUCACUCUGUUGUCGCAGGAAAUUCAAAUGAUCCUCUUUACAUAAAUUCACUGAAAACCCGCAGUUCUCUUUCUCUCACUAGAUAUCACACCUAAACUAUAGCCUACUGUAGCUUAUCAAAACUAAUUUCCUGUUAGAAAUUAUCACUUUUUUGAUAUACAUAUAAUCAAAUCAUCCUGCUUCAGGAUUAUUUUACUCCUGCUACAAAACUGGUCAAAUUAAGAUCCUACAUCUGCAUGGACUAAUGAGAGCAAAUACCUGGUAGGCCUCCACCAUAUUGCUUUUACCUAUUCUAUGUUCUCAGAUCAGUGCAGAUUAAGAAAAUGAGUCUAUGUAAGAUGCUCUCUGAGAAGUGUUACCAUGGUAACAGUGUUCCUGAUGCUCUCUGUCUCUCCCUACAGGUCAGAAGGGCUACAUUGGGAUUCCGGGAGACAGGGGCGGUGGAGGUUUCCAUGGUAUCGAGGGCAUGAAGGGGGGGCCAGGUGAACCUGGCACAGGAGGACCUAUAGGUAAGAGACUUGACUUCCUGCCCUGUUGCUCACAUUAUUAGAAUGAGUGUCAUUCAUUGCCUGUGUCUGACUGUUACCAGUCUGACUCUCUGUGGUUGUUGUCUCCAGGAUCUGAUGGUCAACAAGGGUUUCCAGGCAACCAGGGUACGAAGGGAUGGCCUGGGGUCCCCGGAGAAUCAGGCACACAUGGACAACCAGGUUUCCCCGGACAGAGAGGUACACACACACACACACAUGGGUGUGCACACACAAAACCUUUGCCUUACCACUGUGUUUGAUCUGCUCCUCUCUGCAGGUUUCCCUGGACUAAAGGGUAUAUUCGGACUGGAUGGGCUGAAGGGUCAGAAGGGCAUCCCUGGACUUCCAGGUCAGGAUAACUUUGGAACCCCAGGUGACCCCGGUUCUAAGGGAGCGAGGGGAGAGACAGGUAUACCCAACUCCGAGGUCGGGACACCAGGAUCGCUGGGUUUGAAGGGAGUUCAAGGACAACCAGGUUAGUCACUGCUCCUAAAGAAACAUUGCAUCUUUUUGUUACAAAAUUUGGAGGACAUUUUGUGUUUUAUAGUGUCUAAGACCUCCCUCUUCUCUUCUUGUCUUCCUCUUCUCUUCUUGUCCUCAGGUGACCAGGGCCAGGUGGGACCCCCAGGGUUUCCGGGCCCCCAAGGGCCACAGGGCACCUCAGACAGACCCGGACCAUCAGGAGACCCUGGCUUCCCUGGACCCAAAGGACAGUCAGGUGGAGUAGACAAUGACGGAGUGGAAUGUGUAGAUUUAGAGUAGAUUAACUGACUUGAGUAUUUAUCCUCUGGGAUGUGUUGUGUGUGAAGUGUUUUGUGUGUUAAUAAUGCUUGUUCUGUUUUGCAGGUUUCCCUGGGACCCGUGGUUUCCCUGGUGAGCCCUCUCCGUACGGAGAGAAGGGUUUAGCUGGCCAGUAUGGCUUCCCUGGAUUCCCUGGUCUGAAAGGAAAGCAGGGGGAUCAGGGACCAUCAGGAUACAAAGGACAGAGCGGAGUGUCUGGGAAGAAAGGUACGGAUCAUACACUCUUAGAACAAAAGGUGCUAUCUAGAACCGGCUGUCCCCGUAGGAUAACAAAACCAAAUUCUGGAUUGUGUUUUGGAAUUCCAAAAUGUAGGAAUUCCUACAUGGAACCAAAAUGGGUUAUCCUAUGGGGACAGCCAAAGAACCCUUUUGGAACCCCUUUUUCACAAGAGUGUAUGGUUAUAGGAUAGAGGAGAAAUUCCAAAAUACAAUCCAGAAUGAUGUUUUGUUAUCCAUUUUAGAUGGCUGUCUGUUUGACUUUUGACAGGCAGGGAAUGUUGAGCUGUUUAACUUGGCACUGAAACAGUAAAAGUAACAGCCAUGUCUUUUGUCUCAAAGGUGUGAAGGGAGAUCAAGGGAUGAUGGGAAUUCCUGGUAGGUCUGGUUUCCAAGGAGACCGAGGUCCUUCCGGCCCAAAAGGAAAUACUGGACUCACAGGUAAUGAUGUCAUCUCCCUCUGUUUGGUAUCACUCUGCACAUUACUAUAAUUCACCUGAAAAUCACCUACAUUAUCAUGGAAGUUGCCUGUUUCGCACGUACAAUCUGUGUGUUGCCUGGUCUGGACCUGCAGGUUAUCCAGGAGCCCCAGGUAACCAGGGCCCAGCCCCACUACCCCCCAGGAUGCCAGGAGAGAGGGGUGCUCCAGGUCCUCAGGGCAUCCAAGGACCAGAGGGUGUACGAGGGGAGACCGGCCCGAAAGGACCCCCUGGAGAUCCAGGUAGGAUAAUCUCAAUUGUUACUGUGUUACAGUGUUGUAUACUUGUCAAUAUAAAAUACUGUUCUAUAUACAAUUGCUUCUGUGGGAUUGGCUAACUUUUCUCUGACCUUUCUUUCCCCAUUUUCCUACUUCCUUACCCCUAUUCCCCAUCUCCCCUCCCUCCUCCAGGCUACUUCGGACCCCAGGGGCAGAAGGGGAUGCCAGGGCUGGGUGGCAGACCAGGUACCCCUGGGUACCGUGGGAAUGUUGGAGGGAGGGGCCAUCUUGGUCUGCAGGGCGUGGAAGGUAGGUACAGUAUGGCAGGCGUGCCAGGGCGACAAGGCAUAUUAGAAUUACAGCACUUAGUUCUGUAAUUAGCUUACUGAUAAAGGGUCUGAAAUUGAAUUAAAUCCUGUAUUCCAUUUAGUUUUCAUGGUGGUGCAAUUUAUUAGACCUGAAAGUGUUAUGUAUUUAAUGUAAAUUAAUUUUAACACACAAACAUUUAGGGAAAAAAAACAUUGCACAUAAUUUUAACAUUACACACAGAUGCAUUUAAACCUCUCUCUCUCUAACCCCUAGGUCACCGUGGUAACCCAGGUACUACAGGGUUGCCUGGCAUGCCGGGCCGCAGUGUGAGCGUGGGAUACCUGCUGGUGAAGCACAGCCAAUCAGAGCAGACCCCCAUGUGCCCCGUGGGCAUGUCGAAGCUGUGGGACGGCUACAGUCUGCUGUACUUCGAGGGCCAGGAGAAAGCCCACAACCAGGACCUAGGUGAGAAAGAGAUAAGAAAAACUAAAAGACAGGAAAUUCAAAUAAACACCACACCAUUAUUGGGUUGUACUCGUAUCUAUUCAGAUUUGAUUGGAUUGGCAGAUAGAACAAAGUAAGGAUGUCUCAAGUUUGUCUGUAGUGACUGUAGCUCAGUGUCAUAAUUAUAUAUGAAUACAUUUAUUGCUUAAUUGCUUAAUUGGUUGAUUGAAUUGAUCUGUUGAUCCCAGGUCUGGCGGGCUCCUGCCUCCCUCGUUUCAACACCAUGCCCUUCCUGUACUGCAACCCUGGAGACGUCUGCUACUACGCCAGCCGCAACGACAAAUCCUAUUGGCUGUCCACCACCGCGCCCCUUCCCAUGAUGCCCGUGGAGGAAGGUGAGAUCAAACCCUACAUCAGCCGCUGCUCUGUGUGCGAAGCUCCGUCCGUCGCCAUCGCCGUGCACAGCCAGGAUAUCACCAUCCCACAAUGCCCUGCUGGCUGGCGCAGCUUGUGGAUUGGCUACUCCUUCCUCAUGGUGAGUCUUUCCUUCCUGUUCUACACAAUCUAAAGUGCCCUCCUCUCCUUGUCUGUUUCUUCAUCUCUACUAAUCUGAAAGCAAUAUGAUUGAAGCCUACUGGGAAUUUGCUUUAAUCUGUUCAACUCUUUCACGUCAUGGGAAUGUAAAUGGCGUAGGUAGGAGGUUGAAUAAGACAUUCAUAUCAGUGUUCAUACAACCUCUCUUAUCCCUCCCUCUCCCCACAGCACACGGCAGCAGGUGACGAGGGUGGUGGUCAGUCUCUGUCGUCCCCUGGUUCCUGUCUGGAGGACUUCCGUACCACGCCCUUCAUUGAGUGUAACGGGGCCAAGGGCACCUGCCACUACUUUGCCAACAAACACAGCUUCUGGCUCACCUCCAUCGAAGAGUCCUUCCAUGCCGAGCCUGCCUCAGAGACCCUGAAAGCAGGCCAACUCCUCUCACGCAUCAGCCGUUGUCAGGUCUGCAUGAAGAACCUGUGACCUGCCUCACCCUAAAUCCCCGUUGACCCUGUGAUGUCAUUUCCUGUGACCAUACCCCCCUGCCAAACACAAUUCAGGAAGUAAUUGCCUUUGGCCUUAGGCACAGAUCUAGCUUACCCUCCUCAAUUCCUAACUUAAGCCAUGAAGGGGAAACGCAAAACUAACCUUAGAUCAGCGUCUAUGGGGCAGCUUCAUCCUAAUCCCCCGAACUCUGGCUUGGGAGGACUGAAGGACUGUGUGAACACUUCAAGUGGAGAGCAAGUGUCCUGUGUUAAGAAAAAAAUCCCUGCCAUAAAGUCAACAGCGAUAUGAAAUAUACAUGUAAAUGCUGUUUUUAAUUGUUUGUCCUAUUUGAUAUGGUGCUUUCUCUCUAACUUAUUACCUCAGCUAUAAUUAUACACCAAACAUGUUUAACUGACCAUACCAAGAACAUACAGCUGAAACAACCAAAGAUGCCCGUGUGUACGCACUGCUUAAGUUAUUAAUCAAUCAAAUUAUUGAUUAAAUUGAUUGCGUGUGUGUACUGCUUCAGUUAUUACAUUUUUAAAAGUGUGUUUGUUUUAUUCAGGUAUAAGUGCCAAAGCCACUUCACUAAUACUGACCCUCAACCAAUUGUAAAUGAUGAGGUUUAGUUGAGGGUUUUGCUCUUAACAUUCAGUAUUAUUCUGCUUUACAUCAAGUGUUCGCACAUAACAUAACAGCCACUGUGCACUGUUGCUUAUGUAUGUUAGCUAUAUAUAUAUAUCACUGUUUAUGUAUCAAUAUAUUUUACAUUCACACAUUGCUUUGAUCACAAAAUGCACUGAUUUACCUUUUUAUAUUUAUAUCCGCUGAAUGAACUUGAUUCUCAUUUUACUCAUAACUAAAAACAUAUUAGUUUGAUUUUGUUUUACCAUUGACACUAAUUAUUGACAUCACAUUUUCAUAUGAACAGUCAGCUCAGUCUCAGCUGGAAUCAAGCCAGCACAGAAAUGCAAACAACUCUGUCGAAAGUCUGAGCCGUGAGGACUGGUUGGACCAAAUCUGGUCAGCAAUCCCUUCUCCAGAGCAUGUAUUUGUUUAUCACAUUCUAGAUCCUAGGAAGUAGUCCAUGUUGAAAUCGGCCAUUAAAAGAAUAACACCAGUUUUAUAUUGUACAUUUCCAACCACUUCAGAUUAACAGAUUCAUUUGGCCAUUUGUUCGAUGUAAUUAUGUUGAAUACCAUUAGGUGCUAUGAAUCCAUAGAAAUGUAUUGUAAUGGAGUCAUAACAAAAAUACAAAUGUUUUGUUUGUUAUACUUCUGUUGAAUUUGCAUUGACGUUCACACCUCAGCUCAAACUACAUCACACGGUUUCAAAAUGAGAAUCUUUAUUAUCGUAUAAUCUUUGAAAAUAUCAAGCACGUUUAAAAUGUGUUUUACAUAUAAUGCACAGUGUCCAGAGUAGAUUAGGUGCAAAUGACAUAAAAAGGAAUUAAUAAAAAAAAUUAACAUGCAACAGAACAUGCAAACAAAGUGGAUUGUUAAACAUACAUUUAAAACAUCCGUACAAUAUGAUUUAUUUUCACAAUUCAGUGUGCCCACCCUGGUAGUCGAACAAUUUGUGGUGUUGAACAACGGCAUCUGUGACAUUCUCAUUCAAGAAAUUAAAAAUAUUAAUCUGUGAUUGAUUUCUAAACAGUUUUGCCUGUGUACCUGUAGCCCAUUUACCAACUACACACACAUUUUGGCCUGAACUCAAUUCCGUGCACAUCAGAACCUCAGAAAUCCAAGUACUCCUUACUCCAUCUCUCCAGAACAGUCCUCGGCAUCUCAUUGGAAGAAUAAUGAACCAGCUUGUUUUGAUUAUGAGUUUGAUUGAUUGAAAGUGUGUAUGUAUCAAACGGUCAACGCUGACAAAUCUUAGAAUCUCUUGGGAGACCAAUAUGGAGAUGGCAUGAAAACUCCUUCAGACUUCACGAUCAGUCUAAAACUCGGUAGUCCCUAGCAACAGGCGGUCCUGGGCCGUUUGCCUGCCCCGCUGCACUCAUCCAGGUCCACGGUGGGU